AUGGCAGAGGAGUGGGGAAAACCGGUGUUUGCUGCCAGGCGGUACAAUGAAGAAACAACGAGGGGAGCUGCCUUUACUUACACAAACACUAAUUACACCAAAGAUCCCUUUGAGGGCCCAAACUACCACAUUGCUCCUCGAUGGGUUUACAACGUUGCAACAGUCUGGAUGUUUUUUGUGGUCAUAUUAUCCGUCUUCACCAACGGUCUCGUCUUGGUGGCCACAGCAAAGUUCAAGAAACUCCGUCACCCUCUGAACUGGAUCUUGGUCAAUCUUGCUAUUGCUGAUCUUGGAGAGACAGUCUUUGCCAGCACCAUCAGUGUCUGCAACCAGUUUUUUGGUUAUUUCAUCCUUGGACACCCAAUGUGUGUUUUUGAGGGCUAUAUUGUCUCAACUUGUGGUAUUACUGCUCUUUGGUCGUUGACCAUCAUCUCCUGGGAGAGAUGGGUUGUUGUGUGCAAACCUUUCGGAAACGUCAAGUUUGAUGCCAAAUGGGCCACAAGUGGAAUUGUGUUCUCCUGGGUCUGGGCAGCAGUGUGGUGCGCUCCCCCCAUGUUUGGAUGGAGCAGGUACUGGCCUCAUGGACUGAAGACAUCCUGUGGACCUGAUGUGUUCAGUGGGAGUGAAGACCCUGGAGUCCAGUCCUACAUGAUUGUUCUCAUGGUCACAUGUUGUCUCCUUCCCCUGGCCAUCAUCAUCCUGUGCUACCUUGCAGUGUGGUUGGCCAUCCGUGCUGUUGCCUUGCAGCAGAAGGAAUCGGAGUCAACACAGAAAGCUGAGAGGGAAGUAUCCAGGAUGGUCGUGGUCAUGAUCUUUGCUUAUUGUUUGUGCUGGGGACCUUACACAUUUUUUGCCUGCUUUGCUGCCGCCAACCCUGGGUAUGCGUUCCAUCCUCUGGCUGCUGCCAUGCCUGCAUACUUUGCCAAGAGCGCCACCAUCUACAACCCAAUCAUCUACGUCUUCAUGAACCGACAGUUCCGCACAUGCAUCUUGCAGCUCUUUGGCAAACAAGUGGAUGAUGGCUCUGAAGUAUCCACAUCAAAGACAGAAGUCUCCUCCGUGGCUCCUGCAUAA
Messenger RNA from Stegastes partitus (bicolor damselfish), 1074 nucleotides. Its product is annotated as red-sensitive opsin. Gene Ontology annotation, molecular function: G protein-coupled receptor activity. NCBI's taxonomy places the organism in Eukaryota, Metazoa, Chordata, Actinopteri, Pomacentridae. The transcript is spliced from 6 exons. Gene Ontology annotation, cellular component: membrane. Bases 1 to 1074 code for a protein of 357 amino acids. The record is from RefSeq and is a predicted model, not a curated record. Gene Ontology annotation, biological process: G protein-coupled receptor signaling pathway; phototransduction; visual perception.